Molecule: messenger RNA, 1108 nt
Organism: Trichoderma asperellum CBS 433.97
Lineage: Eukaryota; Fungi; Ascomycota; Sordariomycetes; Hypocreales; Hypocreaceae
Molecular function (GO): oxidoreductase activity
Source: RefSeq, a predicted model, not a curated record
UUCAUCAGCAUUAUCGGAAAAUAUAUAUUAGAGAUGAAAAAUCACUUUAAUCGUGUCAAAAUACAAAAACGAUAAGCAAAUAUUCCAGGAUCAUAAAUACAUUAACAACCCAUCGAUAUCCUUCAUCUGUCUCACAACAUAUGAUCAAGCGUCCAUAAAGAUUGCCAAAAAAAAAAAAAAAAAAAAAAAAAAAAGAUUAGCUGGAUUAUUUCAACAUCAUGGCACCUCUUAUAUGGUUUAUUACUGGAGCAAACGCCGGGUUCGGCCUCCUACUCGCAAAUCUAGCGCUGUCCAAGGGUGAUACAGUUGUUGCGACUGCCAGGAGCCUCUCGAAAUUUCCAAGGUCUCUUAUAGAGAAUCCCAAGGCUGAUUUGGUGGAAACAGAGAUCACCGCAUCAGCCACCAGUAUAACCGAAUUGGUCGUUGCCGCUGCUGCUAAACAUGGCCGUAUUGAUGUUUUGGUUAACAACGCAGGAUUUGGACAUAUUGGCGCCGUUGAGGAAAUAUCAGACGAACAAGCUCGAUACCAAUUUGACGUCAACUUUUUUGGUUUGCUUAAUUUCACAAGAGCUGUGAUCCCACACAUGAGAAAACAGGGUUCUGGCGUCAUUGUGCAGCUUUCUAGUGGCGUGGGAAUUCUCGGCGCCCUUGGUGGUCCGAUUUACUCUGCUUCCAAGUUCGCCGUUGAAGGAUUGAGCGAGGCUAUGGCUAACGAGCUUAAGCCUUUUGGCAUCCGCGUUUACAUCAUUGAGCCCGGGAUUUUCCGGACCGACUUCUUGAAACCUAUCUCGAAUGGUCAAAAUGUGGGCCGCCAUUUGGAAGGAUAUGUGAAUUUGGAAGAGAUGCUCGGUGGUAUGCAUGGAAAGCAGCCUGGGAAUGCAGAGCUUGGCAUCCAGCGCAUGUAUGAGGUAGUCACUGGAACAGGAUUGGCCACUGGAUUGGAAGAUCAACUUCGUUUCCCUUUGGGUUCCGACUGCUACUCAAUGCUUGAAACGAAACUUAAGAUGCUAAACGAGACAGCCGAUAAAGUAAAGCAUGUUUCUUUAAGCACUGAUUAUUAGAUACUUCAGAAACAUGCCUCGAUAGAUAGUAUAGCUGAUAAUAUGAG